UCAUUAUAUUUUAUAGUUUAGAAAUAUUAAAAGUAAUAAAUAAAACAUUAUUAAUCUUUCUAUAAUUUCAAAAAUUAGUUGCCAUAAAUUGUUAUUUGUAAUAUUCUUUAGAUUAUAUGGCAAGUGAUGUUUAAUGUUUUUAGACUUACCUUAAAUUUUUAGAUCUAAUUUAAAUAAAUAAAAAUUAAAAACAAUCGAUCAAUCAAAUUAUAACAAUUUUGUUGAAAAUUUACCUAUGAGCGACACGUUACUAGACCUCAAUAAAGUGACUUCUCUUUUAAUAUAUAGGGGAUAUAGUGAAUUGUAUAAACUUUAUCAUAACUAUUUUCAUAUUUUGUAUAAUACUCAUGUGUUAAAUAGUUUUAUUUUUGUCAGUUUUGCCUUGCUUAGCACAUGUGUUCAAGGCACAUUUGCACGUGGUAUUUUAUUUUUCUUUAAAAACUAGGGUCUUAUUUGCGAAAAAGUAUAAAUAUAGCUAAAGUUUGGGAACUUUCUUUUAUGAAGCACAAGGUCUUAGAACUAUUUGGGCCGGGCCUGCUUCGGCCCCUGAAUAGCUGAGCACGGCACCGACAAAGAUGACGUUAGAAAACUGACGUUGGCACCUUGAGAGGAAGAAGAAAGCGUUAUAAAAUACGUAAUAGUUUUAACAACGUUAAGUACUUAAGUUCCUGUGUUCUUGAUAUCAUACGAUGGCGAUCAUCUCUCCUACUAAGUCCCAUCAAGUGUUCUUCAACUACAGAGGAGAGCAACUGCGUCACAGCUUCGUGAGUCAUCUCACUGAUGCUUUUGAACGGCAUGGGAUUAACUUCAUCGUUGACAAAUACGAGCAGAGAGGCAAAGAUCUCAAAAAUAUCUUUGCAAGGAUCGAAGAGUCGAGCAUUGCGCUUGCCAUCUUCUCUACCAGGUAUCCUGAGUCGAGCUGGUGCAUGGAUGAGUUAGUGAAGAUGAAGAAACUAGCUGAUAAAGGGAAGAUCCAAGUCAUUCCAAUCUUUUACAAGGUGAGCGCACGAGACGUGAGGAGACAGACGGGUAAGUUUGGAGAUAAAUUCUGGAAUCUCGCCAGAGCUUCUAUUACUAGCGGAGAUCAGAUCAAGAAAUGGAAGGAAGCGUUGGAAUGUAUAUCAGGAAAGAUGGGUUUGUCGUUGAAAAACAAGAGGUAUGCUUUCCAGUCACAUUCUCGCUCUAGUCCGUUUCCUCCAAAAUCUGAGCAUAUACUUUAUAUAUGGCAGCUGUGAAGCUGAUUUCAUCAAGGAAAUUGUGAAGGAGGUUGUGAGAGUUAUAGAAGCACCUGAACUCGAGGAAAAGGAUAAUCAUGCUGAGAAGAAAAAGAGAACGCAUCGCAGUUGCCUAUGUGAGCUUCCCCAUUUCAAGAGGAGCAAAACCCUAACAGUUUUUUUUUUCUUUUUUUUUUCUUUCUUGUUUUAACCCUAAAAGUCUAGACGUAACUGAAUUUUGUAAUUUGUCAUGUUAAAUUCUUCUCUUUAUCUAAGUGUUUUCUUUCUUUAGCAUAUAUCCAAGGCAGGAGCGGAGCUAUUCAAGGCAUAAUGGGCUCAGCUGACCCCACCAAAUUUACAAAUUUGUUUUCUAUUUAAGUCCCCAAUCUUUUAUUUUCUUUCCUUUUCACCUUCAUUUUUCAGUUUGUAACUUAAAUAUCAUAUAUCCACAAAUGUUAUGUUUUAAAUCCCUUGUAAAUUAAUUAUAUUUAUGUGUUUACUUAUUUUAUAUUAUUUUAAUAUAAUAAUUAAUAUAUAUAUGAUCCCGGUAAAAUUAUUUUCUGGCUGUGCCACUAAUCCAAGGUAUUUUUUUCCUAUAUGAAUAGGAGCAUAGAGAAUGUUUAAUAAUAAGGGCAUCAGCACUGGGUAAUUUCUCAACCUUCUCUAGAUAACAUUAUAAUAGUAUUUUUAACACAGUUUUACUUAAAAUUAAAAUUAAAUGUUUAAAAUCUAAUGCCACCAUUUAUAUAAAGACACAUGUAAAACCAACACUUCAGCCGUUUUUGAAAGUUCCUUGCUAAUUCUUAAAGAUAUGUUUCUCUUUAAAUAUACUUUUUCUCACAUACUUUUAACUUUUUAAAUAUAUUUUUUGGUUGAGAAAUUUGGGAAGAAUUUCGCACUAAUGAUGAUGCCCUAAGGGUCAAAUAUUAUUUACAUGAUACUAGAUCAUGUAUAAAUGCAAUAUGUAUAAGCAUACAAAUUGGGCGUCGGCCAAGUGUUGUUUGAUAUGUAAAUGCAUUUACGUAAGUUCAACAUGUAAAUGCAAUAUAUAUAUAUAUAUGUAAUAUUUCGGCGAAGCAUACUUAAUCUGUUAAUCAUAUCUAUAAAUUCAAUAUGUAAAUGAAAAUAUGUAUAAAUGCAAUAUAUUAAGACUAACAUAAUUCAUAUUGCAUUUACAUGCUAUACAUAUAAAACAAACCUACAAAUGCUGUAGCAACCUUGUAUACACACUCAAGAAAGUAGAAGCUGUCUAUACGAUGCUCUUUCCUUUUCAAAUUCAAGACCGAGUCAAACCCUAAAUCAUAUGUAUAUGUAGUUAUUGAAUCUUGCACGCAAUGUAAAUUACCUGUCUCAUACGCAGUAAACGAGAACUGCCCUGAGUCCACCUUAUCGGCUUCAUGCAACGUCGUCGUCCCAUGUUGGCGGCAUCACCUAGUACCUACUAAUAUUACACAAGAGCAAGAGAGGGAGAACAUUAUUAAUCUAAGAUUGAUAACGAUCGAUGAGAUAAUGUUCCAGUAGUUACUACCAGGGGCAAAUCUAGAGUAUUUAUUUACUGGGUGCACUAUUGGUAAUAAAAAUGAGAUUGGAACUUGGGUUAUUAUGAAUGCCCAAGUUCACAUUUACUAUCUAAUACACCAAAAUUUUAAUUUUUUAGCUAUAAAAUUUUAAUUUUUAAGAUAUAUAUGGGUGCAGCCGUACAGGUGCCACCUCACCACAUAAGGUGGCUUCGCCCCUGGUUACUACCUUGACGCCUUGACGGUGAUUUUCAGAUAAUCAGAAAGAGGAUGAUAUCUUCGUUAGGGUUUACGAUGAAGUAUUUGCCAACGGUUAUUGAGUUUGUAUAUAUGAAUAUUCUCGGACAUGCAUUUCGUUGUCCAGAAUGAGCUCAUACCCGAUUGAUAGUGUUGUAGGAGAUAACAACGUGAGUAUCAAAAGAAAAAAUGAACUCCGAAAAGAAAAUCCAUGGCGGCACUAGAGAGAGAGAGAGAGAUUUUUGCAGUAUUCAAAGUUUUGGACGUUUCGUGAAAAUGUGGCCUACUUGCUUAUGACUGAUCUGCGUUUUGUUUUUAUUGAUUGAUGUGUCUUGUUUUAGCUCUUGCCGCGGUUCAGGAAACAUUUCAACAGGAGUGAUACUCGAUAGCCAACAAUGGUCUUUCUCUCCAUCUCCAGAGGCUGAGAUGCCGUUUGAACUUCCAAGGACCAGGUGAGAUUCACUCCACAGAUAGAGGCUUUAGGAGCAAAGUUAGUUAGUAUUCUCAAACAAAGAGGGCCUUUUGUGGCUUUGCAUUUGAGAUAUGAGAUGGACAUGUUGGCUUUCUCUGGUUGCACUCAGGAAGAAGCUGAAGAGCUCAAAAAGAUGAGGUAACAUACUCUUCUAGCUUUGACCUUUUAUACAAAAUCUUGAUUUCAUGGUUCUCUUUCUAGGUAUGCAUAUCCAUGGUGGAAAGAGAAAGAGGUAGUCUCUAAGGAGAGCAGAGUGUAAGGGCGUUGUCCAUUGACACCUGAAGAGACUGUUUCGGUCUUAAAAGCAUUAGGGUUCCACAAUAAGGAUACACAGAUAUACACAGGGCCGGCUUAACCAUUUCAUAGGCCCUGGGGCAAUUUUUCAAAAUAGGCCCUUAACUCUUAAAAUAUUGUUUAUUUCUAACAAAAUUGUAUAGUUUAUCAAAAUAUGAAACCAAAUGCUUAAAAUAUUAUCAUGCUCACGUACGGGAUUAGAAGUGAUUAGUCGUAUUAAAAACAAUUCUCUCACAUAAAUUAUUUUUAUACCAUCAGAUUUUAAAUUUGUAUUAGCACUUGUUUUCAAAAUGUUGUUCAAUGUUCACCAUGAUACAAUCUAAUUGUCUAGAAAGAAGUGACAUAUAAUUAGGAAUAAAAUUUUGAUCCGUCUAAAAUAUAUAAACCUAGUUACUAAAAGUUUUAUUU
This is a messenger RNA of Brassica rapa (field mustard), 4142 nucleotides long. Its product is annotated as vesicle-associated protein 1-4. The record is from RefSeq and is a predicted model, not a curated record. Lineage: Eukaryota; Viridiplantae; Streptophyta; Magnoliopsida; Brassicales; Brassicaceae. Gene Ontology annotation, biological process: signal transduction.